AUUAACAUUUCUAAGGCUACGAGCAUCAUCAUACAAGCCCUAGUUACAUUCUACGUAUUCACUAAAUUGAUUUGCUUAUAGGGUACUAAAUAUGGCAGUUAAGUUUGCACUUCUAGUCACAGUCUUUGUAGCCUUAUUGGUUAUUUCAAACGGAAGAUCUCUUACGUUUUCGACGAAACCACUUGAUCGUUAUAGUUUUCCUCCUGGUUUUAUUUUUGGUGUUGCUUCUUCAGCUUAUCAGUAUGAAGGUGCAAUCCAAGAAGGAGGGAGGACGCAGAGCAUUUGGGACAACUUCACACAUGCAUAUCCAGAAAGGACAAAUAUGGACAAUGGAGACAUAGCCGUCGAUUUCUACCAUCGUUAUAAGGAUGACAUUAAACUGAUCAAGGAAAUGAAUAUGGAUACUUUCAGAUUCUCGAUCUCCUGGUCAAGAAUAUUACCAAUGAAGGAAUUAAAUUCUACAAAAAUCUUAUUGAUGAACUUAUCGAGAACGGUCAGAAUCAUAUAUAUAUAUAUAUAUAUAUGCUUAAACGAGUGUAUGUAUUACCUCUUAAACUCUGUAGUAUUUCUGAUGACAUCAUAUCUAAACAUUUACACAGGCAUAAAACCAUUUGUAACUAUCUACCAUUGGGAUAUCCCUCAAGUAUUAGACGAUGAGUAUGGUGGCUUCUUAAGCCCUCGGAUCAUUGAUGAUUUCCGGAACUACGCUAGAUUGUGCUUCGAAGAAUUUGGUGACAAGGUCAAUAUGUGGACAACCUUCAACGAACCAUAUGUUUAUAGUGUUGCGGGUUACGACAGUGGAAAGAAAGCAAUGGGACGAUGCUCGAAAUGGGUAAACAGCUUAUGUGUGGCAGGUGAUUCCGGUACAGAACCCUACUUAGUCUCUCAUCAUCUUCUUCUAGCUCAUGCUGCAGCUGUUGAAGAGUUUAGAAAUUGUGACAAGAUCUCACAAGAUGGUAAGAUAGGUAUAGUGCUAUCACCUAUGUGGGUCGAACCUUAUGAUGUCGCUUCCGAUGCUGAUAAAGAAGCAGUUGAACGAGCUCUUGCCUUCUAUGUUGGUUGGCAUCUCGAUCCUCUAGUCUUUGGAGACUAUCCGGAAACAAUGAAGAUAAACGCUGGAAAUAGAUUGCCUUCUUUUACCAAAAAACAAUCAAAAUUAAUCAAAAACUCAUUUGACUUUAUUGGAGUAAACUACUACACUGCUCGAUUCGUUGCUCACCAGCUUCAUCACGACCCUACACGACUUCGUUUCACGACGGAUCAACACCUCGAAUACAAAGUGACAAAUUGUAGCGGUGAUUACAUCUCUUCAGAAUCGGAUGCAACAAAAACUCUCUACUCAUAUCCUGAAGGCAUACGAAAGACUCUAUAUUAUAUUAAAAAUAAAUAUAACAACCCAACGAUUUACAUAGCAGAAAAUGGACUUGAUGACUAUGACGUUGAGACAAUCCCACUUGAGCAAAUUUUAAAGGACACAAAGAGAAUAGACUACCAUGAAAAACAUCUUCAAGAACUCCACAAAGCAAUUACAGUGGAUGGGUGUGACGUGAGGGGAUAUUUCGCAUGGUCGUUGUUAGAUAAUUUUGAAUGGGAACAUGGCUACAAGAUGAGGUUUGGUCUGUACUACGUUGAUUUUGCCGAUGAUCUAAAACGAUAUGCUAAAGAUUCAGCGAAAUGGUUCAAAAAGUUCCUCCAGAGAUCGGAGCAACUGACACCAUUGGAUCUGUUUAAGAGUAUAAAGAAAUGGUUGUCUACGUUGCAGAUGAACUGAGUUCUUUGGAAAAUCAUAACAUGCAUCUGAAUAUUUUUGUUCUAUUGUAGAUAUCAAAAUAUGUAUACAUAAUCAUUCAUACCAUAAUGUUUUGGUUACAAGAUUAACUUGUGAUUUGUGUAGAUCUUCAC
Thlaspi arvense is the source of this 1902-nucleotide messenger RNA. Lineage: Eukaryota; Viridiplantae; Streptophyta; Magnoliopsida; Brassicales; Brassicaceae. The record is from the annotation of a GenBank genome assembly.